This is a messenger RNA of Anolis carolinensis (green anole), 3518 nucleotides long. It is a transcript of the gene rnaset2, whose product is annotated as ribonuclease T2. The transcript has 10 exons. Gene Ontology annotation, molecular function: ribonuclease T2 activity; RNA binding. The record is from RefSeq and is a predicted model, not a curated record. Gene Ontology annotation, biological process: RNA catabolic process. NCBI's taxonomy places the organism in Eukaryota, Metazoa, Chordata, Lepidosauria, Squamata, Anolidae. Bases 129 to 920 code for a protein of 263 amino acids. Gene Ontology annotation, cellular component: extracellular region.
UUUCUUUCUUUCUUUUGGGGCGGGCUUUGCUGCUUUGUUGGCGGAACUCUGUCUCGAGAGGGAAGUGGAAGCUGGCACACCCGGAGCGAGCCCUCCGCCCGACCGGCCCUGGUUCUGGCGAGGCAGAUAUGAAGAUGAAAUCUGUAAUCCCAUACUGUUUGAUGGUUGGAUAUUUUUUAUUUACUAUCUUCUGUGGGUCUGAUACACAUACAUCAGCUCAUAGUGUUGAUCGCCCUCAUAAAUGGGAUAAGUUCUACUUCGUUCAUCAUUGGCCAGUAACCGUAUGUAAGAUGAACGACAAUGAUUGUAAAGAUCCACUAAUGUACUGGACAAUCCAUGGACUGUGGCCAGAUAAAGAAGAAGAGUGUAAUAGAACUUGGCAUUUCAAUAUAUCUGAGCUUAAGGAUUUAAUGGGAGACAUGGAACAAUAUUGGCCAGAUGUUAUUCAUCCAAAUAACACCCAUUUCUGGAAACACGAGUGGGAGAAACAUGGAACUUGUGCAGCUGAGCUGGAAUCUCUUAAUUCUGAGAAAAAGUACUUCAACAAAGCACUGGAACUCUAUAAAAAACUUGAUCUCAAUAGUUAUCUCUUGAAACUGGGGAUAAAGCCAGGCAGCACCUAUUACCAAAUGGCAGCCAUCAGAGAAGCUCUUACGAAGGUUUAUGAUGUAACACCAAAGAUUCAGUGUCUUCCUCCAGAAGAGGGUCAACUACAGAUAAUUGGUCAGAUUAAAUUCUGUUUCACCAAGGAGUUUGAACUGAGAAACUGUACUGAGUCAAAGGCUUAUUCCUUUUCUGCCCAUAAAGAUAAGUUUUUCAAGACGGAAGAUCUCUCCAACUGCAACGAUACACUGACAUACUAUCCUUCACAUAUAAAUACUUGGAAGCACUUUGUGGCAAAUACUGUUAACCUGUCAUGAUGUAAACAUUAUUGUUCAGAGACAAAAUGUUAUUCCAGACGGAUAUUGGGAAACUGUAAUGUGUAAGUCCUCAUUACUUGAGUACAAAUAAUGGAUGCAUGAGUACAAAUAACAGUAUUGUUAUCAGGGUUGUAUAAAUGAAUUUUUGUUUUUGGGAAAAAAACAUUUUUCAUUUGUGCUAAAAUAUCAUUACAUCUGUGUUUUGAAAAUGAACUUCAUACAUUUCUGAAAUUUAUUUUUGAAGCUGAGCCAUUUUACUUCUGUCUGCAAGUGAUUAGAGUAAAGCAAGAUUCCAAUUUAGUUGGUAACUUCAUCAGGUUUUUUGUGUAAUAUCUUCCUGUAUGUUAAAUAACAGUAUGAAAGUAUUAAUAAUAUCUCAAGCUCAAAAGGUAGUUUUGUGAGAAUUGUGCCUUCAUAAAAUCAAUAACUACAACAAUGUGCAUAAAAAAGGCUCUUGACCAUGUGGCCAUUUGUUACAUUAGCAAGAUGUCUCUGGUCACAGUGGCAAUGACAAUUACUUACACCUGGUUUACUCCAGAGUAAUAUUACUGAAUGUAUCAAGUUGAUUUAGAACAUGGUGGGAAAAUAUGGCCCUCUAGGUAAUGUUGGACUUGCAACGUCUAUCGGCCCUAACCUCUAAAAACAAAUUGACAGUCCAACAACAUCUGGAGGACUACAUUCUCCACACCAAUACUCUAAAACAGUGGUUCUCAACCUGUGGGUCCUCAGAUAUUUUGGCCUUCAACGCCCAGAUAUCCUAACAGCUGGUAAACUGGCUCGGAUUGCUGGGAGUUGUAGGCCAAAACACCUGGGGAUCCACAGGUUGAGAACCACUGCUCUAGAAUAAGAGAGCUGCACCCUGAAACUAGCUUUCCAAAUAUCAAGGUUUUAACAGACAGUUCCCUUGGUUUGGGGCAUUUAAAUUGUUUUCCAGAAUUCUUUUUAAUACUUGAUGAUGAUGUGUCAUUUUCAUGUGGGUACCAAGACCUUUGUUUUGUUGUUGUUGUUAUUGUUGUUUGUUGUUGUUGUUGUUGUUUGUUUUUAAAAACACGACUUGCAUAUCACGCAUUGGCUGUCGUAUCUGGUGUUGUUUAAUUUCUGCAUUCUCAGUUUUCAACCAUCGUUUUGAACGAAAUACUUUGCACACAGCUUGGUACAAAGAAGAACAUAACAUAUAGUGAGCUUGAGCUAGCCAACCUGUUGUAGUUUUGUUUUGUUUUUUCUUUCAAAAAAUUCUCAUGCUCAAUAUAAUUAACAAAAGUAAUUUUGUAAAUUAAACCUUCAAUCUUGAAUUUGUCUGGGGAUUGUUGAUUUUUGUUGUUUUUCCUUUUUGCUUUGGGUUUUGUUCAUCUUCUAGUUUUGAAAUGUGACAUUUGAGUUAGGUUUCAUAAUUGUUAUAAAAUUGCUUGUAUUGUUGCUAUGUCAUUUAAUUUUACUUCCAAAAUUAGUUGGAAAAGAUUCAAGGAUCACUUAACUCUAGUUCAGUACUUUCAAAUGCAUAAUGUAUGUAAAUAAUAUCAGUAGAUUUUAUAAUCCUCAGUGAAAUGCAGUAUCUUGAACCUGCCAAAAAUAAUGCUAUAAUAUGGGAUUUUUUUUACUCCAGAGAAAAGGUAAAAGGGCCAGUACCCAUUCCUUGGCCUUUCAUUACUUUUUUUGUGCAUGCAAAAUCAUUGUGUUUUAUGCCAAAUAUAUUUCCCCACAAAAUUGCUGUAUUUUACUUGAAAUACAAUCAGAGCUGAUCAAAAGCAUUUAGUUUUUGGUUUUUUUAAAAAAAAAAUCAAAAGUAUUAUUCAUUUAUUUAUUUACCCCAUUUAUACCCCUGCCCCUCUCCACUCCAAAGGGGACUCAAGGCGGCUUUCAUAUGGCAGAAAUAUCCAUAAGUAGGAUAUUUUUGUUUAAAACAUAAUAAAUUUAUUUAUUCAUUCAUGAAUAUUUGGUAAUGUUUUGUAAAACAAGUACAUCCUUCUAUUAUGAAUGAUGACUAAACACAAUCUUCUUUGUCAUGAUUUAAACCAUUCAAAUUGAGUCUCUCAGAGAAGGGGUUUAAAUUAUGGUUAAAUCAGUGUUAUUAAAAUCAACCCAGACUGCAGUGUUUUUCAUGCAGAUGAAAUUUCACUAACAAGUCUUGAAAUUUUAAAAAACCAUUGUAAAAAGCACAAAAGCUUUUAUAUUCUCAACUAGAUAAGAAACAAUUUAAUUUUCUUUUUUAUUCUCACAUGCUGAGAGAAAUGAAAACUUGCAUCUGUAUUGUUGGUACAUGUCACAAUGUAUUUGCACACAUAGUGCAUAGUUUUAGGCAAUUCUUAUUUUGUCAUGUAACUUUGUUCAACAAGGUAGAUUACAAAUCAUUAUGUAGGUUACAGUUUUGAUGGGGACGUGAUCUCUGUAAGCCAGUAAAUGUGCCCUUUCCGCUACAGAAAAUUUCCUCUCUCUUUGCAUAUAAACUGAUAAACAUUUUACCAAUAUGAAAUAUGUAUGUCUUGUGUUUCUUUUUCAGUAAAAUUGCUUUACUGUCCUCUUUUCUAGGUAAAUUUGUUUUUUAAAUGAAAAAAUCAGAUGCUGUCACAAAUUGUUUAAUUAAACAAAUUUUGAACUUUC